This is a messenger RNA of Leptomonas pyrrhocoris, 1170 nucleotides long. RefSeq lists its product as hypothetical. The record is from RefSeq and is a predicted model, not a curated record. Gene Ontology annotation, molecular function: NAD binding. The transcript has a single exon. NCBI's taxonomy places the organism in Eukaryota, Euglenozoa, Kinetoplastea, Trypanosomatida, Trypanosomatidae. Bases 157 to 1170 code for a protein of 337 amino acids.
GUCGUCGUUACACUCCCUAUCUCCUGGUUCCCUCUAUUAAAGCUUAUUGUAAGAAGCAUCUCAUAUUGUUCUAUAUAUAUAUUUAUUUAUUACCUGUCCUUUUGUUACCAUUGUUUUUCUUUUUUUUACUUUCUAAAGCGCUCAUUUUUCACUACCAUGUCGCUCACUAUUUGUGCCUGUGUGUCGUCAGCCAACCUCGCCGUCGUGAAGUCGGUCCUCGGCGAGCUUCUGGCGGCCCCUGCGAUGAAUACGUUUGUGCACGGGACAACACCCGAUGCCUUUGCCUCCGCCAAGUCCAGCGGCCAUCCGAUCGCUCUCCUGGUGGAGGGAGGCAUGGGGGUCGACGUGAUCAAAGAUCUCUGCGACGACCACGACAAGAAGGAGCGCCGCGUGAAGUUCAUCUACAGCCUGUCCGCCGGCGUCGACUCCUACCGCCUGCCCGACUUCACGAAACAGCUCCACGGCGUGCCGAUGCACAAUGCGCAGGGCUGCUACUCCAACAUUCUUGCUGAGCACGUCGUCUUCAGCAUGCUGUACUUCAACCGCUCUCCGUGGCGCAUUGUGGAGUCCAAGAGGGAGAAGAAGUGGGACCGCUUCAACAUGAUUGAGGCGCGAGGCGAAAAGGUCGUCAUUAUUGGCUACGGCGACAUCGGCCAGAAGUGUGGCCAGAAGGCGGCUGCACUCGGCAUGAAGGUGACGGGCAUCCGCCGCAGCGGCGGCAACACGGUGGACGAGCACGGCGUGACCGUGCGCGGCAACGACGCGCUGGACGAGGCGAUCCGCGAGGCCGACUUCGUGGUGGGCGUGCUGCCCGGCACGUCACACACGAAGCACUUCUUCAACAAGGACGUGUUCGCCAAGAUGAAGCCGAGCGCCGUCUUCAUCAACAUUGGCCGCGGUCAGACGCAGUGUGAGGAGGACAUCGUGGGUGCGCUGAAUAACGGUGUGAUUCGUGGUGCGGCCCUUGACGUGUUCGAGACGGAGCCGCUGCCGAAAGAGUCUCCUCUCUGGACAGUGCCGGACGACAAGCUGCUACUAACGUCGCACUGUGCUGACUUUACAGAUCGUUUGAUGGAGCUGACCGUAACCCGUUUUGCGGAAAUCUACAAGGACUACGCGACGUCCGGGAGGAGCGAUGCUUACACGGUGCAUCUGGAGAAGGGCUAUUAA